AUGGCUGGAAAAAAUUUUGGUUCAAUAGCAUUUUUAAUACUUUUUUGUGUAGUUCUUCUAAGUAAUCAGCCUGCAAAUUCAUAUAAUAUUACCACAUAUAAUGAUAAUGAAGCUGGUCUUCAUGUAUUUAAUUCAUUGUUUUAUGGAGAUGGAACCUUAGUUAAUUACAUGGUUAAACCUAUUAAUGAAACAUGUGUUGAACCAAAAUUUUAUAUUAGAACAAUUUAUGCUAAUGGAACAAUAGAAACUUCCACCCAGAUAUAUUCAAUACCUGAAUUCAAUUUUUGUAAAGAUACAAUAGGACCUCCAACACUCAAUAGAAACUAUGGAAUAUUUAUUCAGAAUAAUACAUUUAUUGCAAUUAUACCCAAUGAAAAUGAUAAUAAAAAUUGGCAAUUGAUUUCAACCAAAGUUCCUAGAUUUCUACCAGAUGAUAAAGGAUAUAGUAAUCCAAAUAUUGAUUCCACUUAUCCAUCAAUAAAUGGAGCAAUAGAAGUAGGAAGUAAAGAAAUCAAUGUAACAUACAACACACCAAUUGUUCAAUCUAUUAACAAUAUUUCAAUAUAUCAAAUAAAUAAUAAUAAUCAAAAUAUUUUGAGGCAAUCAUUCCCAGCUGAUUCCUCAUAUUGUAAAAUAAGUGAUGAUAAAAAAAGCUUGACUAUUCAAAUCUUAACAAGCACAUUUAAUCUUCCUAAUACUAGCUAUUAUGUAAUAGUUGAGGAUGGUGCAUUGAAAUUAUCUUCCACUAACCAACCAUUGAUUGGAAUUCAUGAAAAUAUAUGGAAAUUUACUACAGAUAAUGUGGCUAUUAAAUAUUCAGAUUCAGCAAAUAGCAUCUUGAGACUCAAUGUAGAGGGAACAAAUUUAUUUAAUCUUGAUUCAACAAAUAGAUCAGAAUUUAUUGGAAAUUUAAAGAAUGAAUUAGCAAAUUUAGCACCAAUCAACCCAACUCGUUUGAGUUUUAUUAAAGAUCAGAUGGAUUAUACAACAUCACCACCUACUUUAUUGUUAUCAUAUAAAAUCACGAAACCUGAUAAUGAAGAUUCACAGGAAAUCAAU
Entrophospora candida is the source of this 1059-nucleotide messenger RNA. The record is from the annotation of a GenBank genome assembly. NCBI's taxonomy places the organism in Eukaryota, Fungi, Glomeromycota, Glomeromycetes, Entrophosporales, Entrophosporaceae.